Messenger RNA from Candoia aspera, 2168 nucleotides. It is a transcript of the gene SETD9, whose product is annotated as SET domain containing 9. NCBI's taxonomy places the organism in Eukaryota, Metazoa, Chordata, Lepidosauria, Squamata, Candoiidae. Bases 20 to 907 code for a protein of 295 amino acids. The record is from RefSeq and is a predicted model, not a curated record. The transcript is spliced from 6 exons. Gene Ontology annotation, molecular function: protein binding.
UUCCGGGCACGACCCCACCAUGCUAGGAGCGCUGCGGAGGCGCUGGGAGGCCUACAAGUACCGCUUCGUGCCCUGGAUCGCGCUCAACCUCCGCCACAAGCUCAGGACUCUGCGGUUUGUGCCAGAAGCAUCUAAGGACAAAAUAGUUUCUGAUGAAGAUGUCCUUCAAAUGUUAUUGAAAACAUUUAGAUCUUUAUUUGUAAAUGACUUGAACAGACAAAUGUUCCUUCUGAAUGUAAUUCCAGAAGUUAAAUCAAAAUAUCCAGAAAUACACUCAGUGCAGUCCAAAACAAUAUCUGAAGCACUAUGCAACAGUCAAGAAAGUCAAAGAGCCCUUAAUCCAGAAGAAAUUCUGUUCAAUACGUUAGGAUUCAGCAUUACUCGACAACGCAGUUCACUGGAUUCGGCUGGAAUAGGAGUCUUUGUGGCAAAAGGGUUUGUUCCAGAAGGAACAGUCGUAUCAAUGUACCCUGGCACAGUCUAUGAAAAUCAUGAACCCAUAUUUUUUCAAUCCAUUGGCAAUCCAUUUAUAUUUAGGUGUAUAGAUGGUGUACUUAUUGAUGGAAAUAAUAGGGGAAUCUCAAAGGCUAUAUACAGGUCAUGCAGCAAAAGAGAUCAAAUUGGUCCUUUAAAAAUGUGUGAUGUCUUUUGGCUUACAACUGCUGUGCAAAAUCCGUUGGCUGUGGGACAGUAUGUUAAUAAUUGUUCAACUGACAAAGAAGCAAAUGUAUGCUAUCAGGAAUUCAACAUACCUAAAUGUUUUCCUAUAGAAUUUAAACAGUAUCUUCCAAACAUAAACUACAGCCAUGAAAUAGAGAGGCCCUUGAGAUGCGUGGUUUUGGUAGCUCUUCGAAACAUUGGUCCAGGAGAAGAACUUUUUUCAAACUAUUACACAGUUAUUUCUUGAUGGUCAACUGUUGACUUUUAUGGUAUUUAAACCAAAUGUUGUAUCCUUUAACAAAGAGUUAUGGAAGAUACAUGCAAGUAACUAUUGUUAGGUUGUGCCUGCAACUAUAUAUUUACUAAGUCAAGCUUGUUGGGUUUAUUAAUAGGGACAGAAUAUUUGGAACCUUUGGUUGACAUUUAAACUUUGUUAAUUAGUAUAGGACAUAACUUAUUUGGGAAACACUUGUUGCACAAGCACCAGCUGAAAUAAAGAAGAGUUCCACAGUGUAGUAGGAUCCAGCCUAGAGACUCCCAAGUUGUUCUCUCCCUCUGUUGUCUUUUAAUACACUAAUAUUUUGGAUUUUGAAUGGCUUUAUCAUUUCUUUUAAUAUUGUCAAAAGAAGAUUGCCCAUAUAGUUUACUUUUUUUAAAAAAACUAAACCAGAGAAAUACUUAAACUUUAGCUGCUGUGCAUUUUAUAGACUUGAUAUGUUAUAUAUGGUAACAUUCAUGUGAGGUAACUACCCUUUUAUGAAAAAUUACUUAUGUCAGACACUCAGAAACAGAAAUAGCAAAUGCAUGUGCAGAAAUAGCAUCCAGGCUGCACCUGCAAACUUUUUGAAAACAGGACCCCCUACCCACCCAUUCUCUAGACCUGUAUCUGCAGGAAUGAAUUAUAUUGGAAUCAUUAUUCUCAUCAAAGAUUUGGAAUUCUUACAGAAUAAAAGGCUGAACUGGUUUAGAUGAGUGGAUAAACACUUUGCUUUCAAAUAAAUAUGAGUUUUGAGGUUUCUGAUACAUUAUAUCCAUUAAAAAGAAAUGGAAGCAAACCUAUUAAGACUUGUGUCCAUUUUAAACUAAUUUUUAAAGCUAUGGAAUUUAGGUAGACUUCUGAAAAUAUUUUUUCCAGUGUGAUGAUAGCAAAUACUACAUCAAUACCUCCCUUGUAGGUAGGUAGUAUUGUUGAUAGCGGUUGAUAUAUCUGUAUAUUUUCUGUAGAAUAUUUUUGAUAACUGAGUACUAUCACAUUCAGAUUUACCAUAUUGCAUUGCAAAUGCAUCAUUAUAAAGAUUACGAUUUUGCAAUUUCAUCACUCAAAAAUAAAUUGCUUAGUGCAUGUAUUUGUGAAGUCCACUUCAAUAUUUUAGGCUGUAAUCCUAUUCCCAUUUAUUCAGAUGUUAUUCUUAUUAAAUGUAAUGAAGCUUACCUCUUAGCUGAUACACAAGAACACCCAGUACAUUUGGAAGCUCAGUAAAAAAAAAAAAGGGAAUUCUUGAUGGUGU